This is a messenger RNA of Plasmodium gallinaceum, 714 nucleotides long. Its product is annotated as 5'-AMP-activated protein kinase subunit beta-1, putative. Gene Ontology annotation, biological process: signal transduction. The record is from RefSeq and is a predicted model, not a curated record. Gene Ontology annotation, cellular component: cytoplasm; nucleus; nucleotide-activated protein kinase complex. The coding region runs from base 1 to 714 and encodes 237 amino acids. Lineage: Eukaryota; Apicomplexa; Aconoidasida; Haemosporida; Plasmodiidae. Gene Ontology annotation, molecular function: protein kinase binding. The transcript has 7 exons.
AUGUUAAGCACACAAAACACUAAAAAGGAUCUCAAAAAUGAAAAAGAAUUAAUACCAUGCUUAUUUUCUUGGUGUGAAGGUGGAAGAGAGGUAUAUUUAGUUGGAUCUUUUAUAAAUUGGGAUAUGAAUAAGAAAUUAAAAAUGGAUAAGUGUAAUGGAGAGUUUUUAUUAACUUUACUAUUAGAAAAAGAGAUAUAUACUUAUAAAUUUUUAGUUGAUGGUCAACUAAAAUGUAGUUCAUCUGUAGCUACAAUGAGAAACUCUAACGGUGAUAUAAAUAACGUUGUUGAUAUGAAAAAUUAUAUUCCUUUUAAUUUUGAAUUAAAAAAAGAUCAAAUAUUUCAAUGUUAUAAGAAAAUAUGGAAAUAUUCUAAACAAAAUAAUUUUGAUAUUGUUUCUAGAAUUACACCAAUUCCAUUAUAUUUAGAAAAUAGUCGUGAUAUAAUAAAACUUAAUUUAAGUACUCCUAGCUUUCUUAGUGAAUCGUUAUGUAACCACAUGUACUUUGAUACAGAUUCAUAUAAAAAUUAUAGCUCAAAUAUCAUAGAAGUGUGUGUUGUUGUAAAAUCAGAAUAUAAUUGUAAAAAAGGAGAGAAAAGAAAAAUAUUAACAAAAUAUAACAUUUUAUCAUACUUCCCUACUUCAAAAAAUGACGAUUUUGUGGGAUCACCUUCAUAUAAUCCACUAAAACAUUUAAUAUCAUUUAAUCAUUAA